This is a messenger RNA of Pomacea canaliculata, 15950 nucleotides long. RefSeq names its product neuron navigator 2-like. Gene Ontology annotation, molecular function: ATP binding; ATP hydrolysis activity. The transcript has 23 exons. NCBI's taxonomy places the organism in Eukaryota, Metazoa, Mollusca, Gastropoda, Architaenioglossa, Ampullariidae. Gene Ontology annotation, biological process: nervous system development; neurogenesis. The record is from RefSeq and is a predicted model, not a curated record. Bases 333 to 5825 code for a protein of 1830 amino acids.
CAUGGGUCUCCCCCACGACGACAGCCAUCAACGUGGUCAAGCCGACCUGCUCUACAUCUCAGAGCAAGGCAACCAAGACGGACAGCAACACCCAGACCAACCUGUCAGUGCUGAAACGAAGCACGGCUUCCAGAAAAGCGGAGCCAGGGAGCAGCGGCGGGGGUAAAGGUCUUGGCUUGGAAAGGUCAAGUCCAAAGUUGGACACGGGUAGUGGUCGGAACAGUCCGCGGGUGGAUGAGAGGACCAGCCCCAAACUGCACGACGGUGCGGAGAAAUCUGGUGGAGGUGGAGGGUCAAAGUCUAUUGACAUUUCCCGCGAUGAUCUCGUAGCCAUGCCGGACCAGACCUGCACCUCCUCGCCGUCAGUGGCACGCAAACAGCUGGACCCCAACGGGGUCAGACCGGUCCCGGCCAGUGAAUUCAGCUAUGCCGCGCAGGAGAAAAACAUGGGCUCGCCCACCACCACCAGCUCGCCAAAGCUAGGCGUCAAGAUGCUCAAUUCACACCUGGGCAAGCCCGCCAACAACGUGGCCAUCGUGCAGCCGCGGCACGGCGAAAAGAUCGAGACAACCUUCGACGCCGAGGUCCGGUCAGAGAGCAAGCCAUCCUCAGUCAAGGAGACGGCCUUCUCCAGCCACGACGAGAAGACGACCUUCGUGGACGACGCCGGGGAGGCCAUGGACAUCAAGCCCAUGCCACCCAUCAUGCGCGCGCUGCCUUACGGCUACUUCCGUGGAUACUCCGGGUACUCGGCCUUCUCCGGCAGCCGCAACUUCCACAUUCCGGGCAUCUCCGUGCCCACCUCCGUGUACCCGGCACGCACCCAGAGCCAAGGGCUGGGCGUCAACCGUUCUCUGAUGGAGCCAGCCAAGUUCUACUCGGGCCACAUCAAGCGCGCUAACUCCAACUGUCCCAGCGUCAACAACGACACCGACUACAGCUCGGAUGUGGACACGUACGAUUACGUUUCCGGGUACAUGUCGGAUGGCGACAUCCUUAAGAGCAACCGUGCCGACGACUGGGCCAGCGGCUACCUGAGCGAGGGAGGGGCGUCGUUGUACGCUCGGCGCCUUCAGCAGAGGUUCCGCGAGGGCAUGCAGGCGGUGCGCGAGUGCAUGCAGAAAAGUUCCGGCCUCAUGGAUGAUGACAGGGUUCCUACACGUGUUCCUGAUGUCGGAUACGACUACCCAGCAACCAGCAUGCGGACAAACGGAGAUUUUCUGCGAACGCUGGACACCACAGGGACCGGCCCCCGGGUGGCGAUGAUGAGUUUAGGGAUCCGCUCCCAGAGUUUUGAUGACAGCAGUUCCAUCAGCAGUGGGGACAUCAGCGACACGAUUGCAGAGAUCAGCACUGAUGAAAACUUGACAGGCUCUUCUCAGGGAGCGCUGUCGGACACUAAUGUCUACAGCAGCCUUAAACGUGCCCCACGGGACUUGACCCAAGGUUUCCAUGCCCACGGCGGAAGUCAUCUGCAGCAGUCAGGCAAGCGGACACCUAACCUGGGUACCAGUGCUUUCAUGGGCACAGACUACCACAGUGACUCCGGUAUUGGGGGUGGACCUGGUGCAUGGCGAAAGUACUCACUCCCACAGACCACCAACAAGCUUCUGAGUAGUGACCCUAGUGACUACGCCUACCCAUACUCCUCUAAUGGUUAUGGGGGCUGGAGCACCAGGAGUGAGCAGGAUUACAGUUCUCUACGCAAGCUGUCCACAGCCAGCCACCCAGAAUUCUCACCUCGAGGGGACAGUGGCUACGGGGACAGCGAAAGGACACUGUCCCAGAGUGAGCGUGGAUUCUCCCCGAGCCCAGGGGGCAGCAAGAGAGAUAGCGAGACCAACACUGACCAAUCCCACCUGCUGGAGACAAGCAUGCGUCGCAUGCAGACAGCUCGUGGUGGCAAUGGUAGCAACAAUGGUCAGGGUGGUAGUUGUGGCAGUGGUGGAGGGGGAUUCUUUGGUUAUCGCCGUCCCUUGAGCAACACAAGCACCUCCUCACUGGGCAGUGCCAAGAGCAGCAGCUCAAAGGGAUCUUCAGUAGUUGGUUCCAGACUUGCUAAACAUGGCAUGGAAGGAGUGACACAGAUGGUGAGAUCAGGAAGUGAUUCUGUGGCUCACGGUGCUCCAACUGGCAUACCGCGUCCAUCAAGUGCAGCUUCGACAGCCCGAUCCUGCCACUCAGACAUGGGCCCAGAGUCCUACAACAGUUCCACCCUUGAACGUAAGCGUAAAGGAGGCCUGACACCAAGCAAGUCCACAGGAAUAGCACAGACUGAUCGAGACUUUCAGUCAAACUCUUUGGGUCGUCGACGACUGUUUGGUAGCAAAAGCAGCCUCAGCAACAAGUCAGGGGAGAAUGGAAAUGUCUGCAACAGCACCAUUAUCUCCAACCCACAUGCUACCUAUGGCAAGUUGGAUAGCAGUGGCAAGAACAUCAGCCACUAUGUCAACCUUCAGGAGCUUCAUGCUCGGCAGCUCCAACAGAUGCAGCAGCAGCAACAACAAUACCAUCACCAGCACCCUCACAGCAGCAACUAUGUACCUCUGGAGUAUCCCAGUGCCAGCCAGCGCCACUCCGGCGGCAGUGCCACAGGAGGCCCAGUUGGCCCUAGCCUCUGGCAUCGUGGGGCUAAUGGGCAUGUGCCCGCACCAGCCCCAUCUCAGGAAGGAGAAAGUAUGGAAGCCCUGGCCUUGGCAGCCCCAAGCAUCCAACAGCAGAUCCAGCAAGCACGCGCCCUGUCUGGUGCCAGCGCACGCAUCCUGCAGCAGCACCGGGAAGCCUUGGCUGCUCUCUCCGCCUCCCAGAUCCAUUCACCUUGUCCAUCUCCAUCUCAUGGCGGUCCUUCCUCUCCAGCAGUGGUGGGACUGCAACGUUCUAGUAGCAUCAAAUCCACUCUUUCCGACAGCCCGUACGCUGCAGGAGGCACUAGGACCAAGCAUUCGUCCUUCUCCGAGGACAUCCACCUACCUCGUACGGGUUCUUUCUCUGGAUUGUCCAGCCCUACUGGCACCAACUUCCCUUCCUCUCCAACACCCAGCAACUCUUCCCAUUCUUCGCGCUUCACAUACCCUAUGACCUUUGUGCCCAGUGGUUCACUGGGGGGCGGAGUUGGGGCCGGGACCCUGGUGCAGCCUGCCCAACAGUUGGGCCUGCCCUACACUAGUCUUAGCAUGUCCAAGCUCGCUCAGGGCAAGGAUGAGGAGGGCAGCCGUCUGUCCAAGUCGUCCACCAUGGACUAUGCAUAUUUCAGUGAUUAUGCCUGUCUGUCUUCUGUGCAUGGAUCCAAUCUAUCACUUGUAUCAACUUCAUCAUCAGUGUACUCAUCGUCUGAAGAAAAACAUGCGGCAGAGGUGAGGAAGCUAAAGCGAGAUUUAGAAGCAGCCCAAGCAAAAGUUCACACAUUGACAUCACAGCUUAGCACAAAUGCCCAUGUCGUGUCGGCGUUCGAACAGUCGCUGGCCAACAUGACCGCCAGGCUGCAGGCGCUGACGACGAGCGCAGAACAAAAGGUGCAGGUGCCGCACCUGCUUCACAAGUCCUCCAUCAAGGACUCGGAGCUCAACGACCUGCGCAUGACCAUCGAGGCGUUGAAGCGUCAGAGUGGACUGGCCAUCAAUGACCCCAUCAUCAGCCCCGCCUCCAGCCGCCGCCACACGUCCCCGGCUAUGGUCCCCAAAGACCUCCAUGGGGUGGUGGCGGAUAUCGGAGGAAUAGCUCGGCAGAUGUCCUCCGACAGUGUCAGCAGCAUCAACAGCUUGUCCAGCGCCUGCAGCAUGACCAGCCAGCAAUCAGCAGCCACCGAUGGCGACGCUGGCAAAAAAGGGAAAAAUGGCAAAAAGAAAGGAUGGUUACGGAGCUCUUUCAGCAAGGCAUUUUCCGGCAAGAAAGGAAAGAAAAUAAAAACUGGUUCUCUAUCAGAUGUGGAACCAGACACUCACAGUAUACGGUCCAAUGCCUCAGCACCAAACUCACCGCUGAUGCAGAUUGGACAUCUGCCGAAUGGAGGCAGCACCCUGAAAGGGUCACACUCCUCCGGAGCCAUUUUGAAGCAGCAGUUGAGAGAGAAGGAUGCUAAGCUGACAGAUAUCCGACUGGAGGCACUGUCCUCUGCUCACCAGUUGGAGCAGCUGCGCGAGACCAUGACAAAAAUGAAAAAUGAGAUGAGUGCCUUGAAAGCUGACAAUGAUCGCCUGCACAAGCUGAUGUCAGCAAGUCGGACAUUCAACUUUUCACAGUCAUCCCUCACUCAUACCCGGGCCAGCAAUGACUCAUUGGACAGAUCUCUCAGCCUGACCGAUCAGUCUAGCUUAGAUAUGCUUUUGGCAGAAACAGCAGCAAAUGAUCGUGACGGCAAGAGGGUAACAAUCACUGUAUAUCAAGGUUCAAAUCCAGACCCAUCUAGACCAGGACUCGAGAAACCAGCUGAGGUAUUAAUUGGCUCGCUCUCUGUAAGCGGCAAGACAAAAUGGGACAUCUUAGACAAUAUUGUUCGCAAAAUCUUCAAGGAGUAUGUGUUGCGGGUGGACCCAGUCACCAAUCUUGGUCUAAGUGCGGAGAGCGUGUUCUCCUAUCAUAUAGGGGAGAUAACUCGUACUAAAGAUUCUGAAGUGCCAGAACUGCUGCCCAUUGGCUACCUGGUGGGAGACACAACACAGAUUGGCAUUUGCUUAAAGGGUACAAAACAGCAGAGUGUGGAUUCUCUAGCUUUUGAGACAAUGAUUCCUAAGUCUAUUGUACAACGCUAUGUCUCCUUACUGCUGGAGCAUCGACGUAUUAUUUUGUGUGGCCCAAGUGGUACUGGAAAGACCUACCUGGCACAGAAAUUAGCGGAGCAUCUUGUACUCAGAUCAGGCAGAGAGCUUACAGCAGGGUGUGUGGCAGUAUUUAACGUUGACCACAAGUCAGCUAAAGAGCUACGCCAGUACUUGGCAAACAUUGCCGACCAGUGUGAGGCAACGUCAGCGAAUGCUUUGCCAUCUGUCAUAAUACUAGACAACUUGCACCAUGUGGCCUCCCUUGCUGAUGUCUUCAAUGGCUUUCUGACUGCAAAGUACCAGAAAUGCCCCUACAUCAUUGGUACAAUGAACCAAUCCACCUGCUCUACUACGAACCUGCAACUGCACCACAAUUUCAGGUGGGUGUUGUGUGCAAACCACAUGGAACCUGUUAAGGGAUUCUUGGGUCGCUACUUGCGUCGCAAACUUGUGGAAGCAGAGGUACGCACUGGAAUGCGCAACAAUGAUCUCAAUCGUAUCAUUGACUGGAUUCCAAAGGUGUGGGCACAUAUCAACAAAUUUCUGGAAACACACAGCUCAUCAGAUAUCACCAUUGGCCCCAGAUUGUUCCUGUCAUGCCCAAUGGAUAUUGCUGGCUCCCAGGUGUGGUUCACAGAUCUUUGGAAUUACUCUGUAGUUCCAUACAUUCUGGAAGCAGUGCGGGAUGGCCUGCAGGUGUAUGGAAGACGUGCACCUUGGGAAGAUCCCACGGACUGGUCUCUCCAGACUUACCCUUGGGCAAAUGUCAACCCAGGUGGAGGGCCUGACCGCUCUCUGCUACACAUCCGACCAGAAGAUGUGGGGUAUGAUACUAUUCCCCCAUCAUCGCCUUCUACAGUGCCUGCUCUGGGAAACACAAAGACUCCCUUAAAGGGAGAGAAUCCACCUCAAGACUCUGUUGACCCACUGGUCAACAUGCUGAUGAAGCUGCAGGAGGCUGCCAGUUACUCUGGUACACACAGCAACGACAGCGACUCCACCAGUGUUGGCAGCCACAGCAGUAUUCAGGAGUUUUCCACUACAAGUGGAGUGGAGUCCACUCUAUAAGACUACAAAAAUCUUCAUAUUAGGAACCAGACAAGGGAAUGGUUAGCUGAGAGUGAAACCCUUUCUGCCAUAAUCCGUGAGACGUUGUGCAGGAGAAGUGGUUUGAAUUCAUUUUGGGAGAUAGAGUGACAUUGUCUUCAUUUGGUUGCAGUGUUCCUACCAUUUGUCAGACUGCCUUUUGUGAGAGUAACAAAUGAUCCAUCUUUAUCAUCUUUGUAAUUGCAAUUAAUUUAUUAUUGCAUUGUGUGGUAAAGUGACCUGGAUUCAUGUUUUUGUGAAAUACUGGAUUGCAUGACCAGCAACAGUUGGCAAUCUGAGUCUUUUGCCAGCAAGGUAAGAUUUCCCUGGCUCUUCCCUGAAAUGCUGGUCUUUGCACAUUCUUCAAACAUUUAACAUGUUAAAUAUUUAAACCUACAUCCCUGUGCACCAGGCUGCACCUACGAAGAUCUCAACAGACAAGAGAUGUUUGUCUGCCUUUAGAAGAUCGACUCCAGCACAACACUGUAUGAGGACGCAGUGUUUGCCAGACCAAGGACAUUUUCUUUUCUUCAGAUGCAGUGGAUAAGAUGACUGCUCUCUUUGACUGAUGGUUGCUGCCAUCUUUAAAUGCUUUUUAAGCUUACUUAAUUACCCACUAGCUACAGAUAGUUCAUGGUGUACUUAAAGGUGCUUGUUUCAAUGUUAUUUGCAUCAGAUUGUAGGUGCAGUGAUAAGCGUGUUGCCUUAGGUUUUCAUACAUACUGCAUCUUUGUUGAAGGGAGUGGUUAAUCUCUUGGUUACUAGUUAUCUGGACCAAAGAUACUUCUAUCAGCAUUAAAAUGGACGUCUCCAGUGACAGUUCAUUUGUUUCAAGACAUAAAUAUGUUUUCAUCUUUCCUAAUGUGCAUGCCUCACACAAUCACAUUCUUGAUCUGAAAGUGAGCCUGAAUCACACGAUUAAACAUCUGAUUAUGUUUCUAAGCAAUUCCAGAGUUUUGAUUAUCACAAGUGAUGACAGAGAAGCACAGUCUGCUGUCUACUGAGAUGCUUUUUCUCACCUUUUUCCGUCUUCAGCAGUGUCACGCCAAAAGAAGUCAACAGAGUAUGUUGUUGGAAUAGAGCUUGCUUAUGGACUUCUGGCAAUGCCAGAACAAAAGUUUCUGGUUUGUACUGGUUUUUGGAGCAAUCAGCCAUCAUGCAGAUGUGAAUGGUGCUGCAGAAAAGUGAGAUGUGUAGACCAUGAUGCUGCUAGCAGCUCAAAUGACCACUUGCAGGAAAUCAGCCCUUGGGGCAAGCUACAGAUGUUUAAGAAAAACAAAAGACUGUGCUGUCAGACCAUAAUUGGUCUGUUGGACAUUUCUCAAACUCAUCCCUGCUCAAGUUUAAUGCCUUGAGAUCUCAUUUCAAAGACUUCUGUGUGGUGUGAUCAACAAAGUGUUUCUGAGUGUCAACGUCUGAGCAGUUUAUUCUUAAUACCGAAAGGUCUCUUGAACCAAACAGGAUAAAACCUGCUUGGAGUAAUUCCUCUUGUAUCUGCACAAAAGCAGAGAAGCAACUGUUCGUCUCUAACAGCAAAAGUGACACCAACUGAUUCACUCCUGCUUAACAUACUAGUGCUUACAGUCAACGAACAUUUUUGUAUGCAUUAAAUAAUUUGGUUCUUGGUAGUUUAAUCUUCUGCUUUAGUGACAAGUUGGGAUAUUUUUUGGAUUGCAGUGGUUUGUGAUUGAGAUUGUGUUCUUUACACUAUUUAAUGAAUUAGAUGCUGCACAGUAGCUUUUUAUUGGAUUUCUUGAACCUGGCAUGUGAAAAAGAUGGAAUUAGCGUUAUGGAGGGUUUGUAAGAGUAUUAGAAUAUUUUAAAAUAUCUUUCAUAAACAGUAGAUGCAGAAGUCUGUGUUUACAUUUAUGAUUUGUGUUAUUUUAUUAUAGGGUGUUUUAGCAAUACACAAAGGAAGACUUGUCUGUAUAUGAGAACUGUAAUAUCAAUAAUAGUGCUAAAGGCCAUACUCUCCUUGACAAAACCACCUAAACUUUUGAGCAAUAGAAGUUAAGCUCAUUUUUCAAAAUAACACCAAAAAAAGGGCCAAGUCUUUUUGGCUGAUGACUUUUUAUAAAUUCUGAAAUAUUUUGUGGCUGAUAGCUUUCAAAAUGUGAACAAAACAAAAAGAAGACUUUUUUUGAGGAAUUAAUGUGUCUGAGAUCCAGAAACAGCUGUUAACAUGUUUUAAUCAGAGGUUUGACAAAUUUAAGUUAUUUUGAAAGUGAAACAAUCUAUUGAUAGCCUUCCUUUAAAAGAUAUUUUUUAGCUACUCGUUCCUGUCCGCUUACUCCUUUUGAAAAAAACUCCUCAAAAUUAGGCCUUUUUUUCAUGGCUGCUUAUUUGACACAAAUGUUCACAUUUGAAAGGCAGCAGUUUUCACCCGUGACAGAUCAGCAGGGAAUCUUUGGCUAAGAUAGAGAAUAAAAUGGCAGAUAAAUGCUUGUCACUAAAAACAUUCUUCUUCAGGCAUGUGCUGGAAACAUGUUUUUCUGUUGAGAAUGCUAAUAAAAAUUUUGGAGAAAUUCAAGAGAUGACUGUGCUGAGGCUUCCCUGCAGGGAUGGUCCUAGAUGGAAAUUCAUUCUUUUGGUGGAAUGGCUAAGGACUUGAAGAUUUAAUUUGCCCUGGAUAUAUUUCUGCUUUCCUUGAACAAAAUAACAUCAAAUAAGGUUAUAAAAAAUCUCAGACUUAAGCUUUUAUCUUAUCUCUAGGUAGCAACAUGAAGCAGUUAAAGUGAAAAGUAAUACAAAAAUCUGUCUUAAUGGUGUUCUUGAGAGUGGCCAGAGCUAAGUUUUGGGGUACAAAUUGUUACUUGCAGACUAGACCACUUUAGUGACGUUUUUAAAUAAUUUGAAGUGCGUAUGAUGUAAAUGAUUUUUAGGCCAGUCGUGUAGACUAUGUGUCAACUACUUAACUUCCAAAACUGUGAAAUUCAAGUCAUCAUAGUUGUAAAUAAAUUAAUGUCUGCGUGUUUGUUGACAGGCCUAAUAGUAAUAGAAACACCAGUCUACUUUGUGGUGGUCCACUGUAAAAUUAGUCAAGGACGACUUGAUCUGCUCUACAAAUUGUAUGGCAUCUGAAUUGAAGCAUGUAGUGUGAAGGACAUUUUAAAAGCUACUUUGAAAGAGAGAGUUUUGAUUUUUAACAAAUUAUUAAUAAAUAUAUUUGGAAAUGUUUUAAGUACAUUCCAUAACACUCUGAGACUGUCAAUACGAAUUUUAAUUUCAAAGUGUUGGUCUUAUUAUUUCUUGAGACUAGAAAUCAAGGUGUUGAAAAUUUAGAGCUCAGGGUAAAAUACUGGAAGCAUAAGAAAUGUACACUAGGUCUGUUAGCAAAUUAUUUUCUCCGAUACAGGCAUAUAUGCUGGUAUAUAAAUGAAAAUCAAGCUGACUUUAAAAAUACUAAAUGCUUGCGCAAACAACUAUUUUAGUGAAGAGAAUGAUUUAUCUAGAUGAGGGUUAAAAAGAAAUAAGGUUCAUGGUUGAAGCUUAAAUCAGUUUUACCAUCUUUCUAAAUAAAAUAUUUGUCCAUUGAGUAAAGCUCGGCAUCAUAUAUUGUGUUUUGUGGUGAUGGCUUAUGCCUGCAUGCUGUCAAAGAAAAUGCUUUUGUGCUGGACAUGUAGUGUUAUGUUGAAGGGCUUUAUUAAAAUGCAGUCAGUAUGUCAGAUCUGAUAUUCUUGUAAAUAUGCAGAAGCUGGACAUCACACGAGUGGCAGGUUUGUUGGGGUUUUUUUCAUGGUCAGUGUUGUUUCAGAUGCUGUAUAACAACUAUACUCACAGCCUAUCCUUUGCCCUGAUAAGUGCAAUAUGUUUUUCAAGUCUGAUGCAGGUGCCGAAACAAUCCUCAUUCAUUUACAGUGUCUGUUGCAACAAUGUACUUCAGUUUUGCCAUUGUCAGUUCACAAAAGUGACCAUCCAAAUUUUUUUAAAUGUGUGUAUGUGUGAGUGCGUGUACUUCUGAUCUUAAUGAUGAUUUUAGAUUUUUGUAAUUAGUGUCACCAUGUUAUAUGACAAAAUGUUUGUAAACUAUUGAUGAUUUUGCUGUUGCUGUCAUUAUAUCCUGUGAGAUACGAUCUUGAGUGCUUGGUCUCUACACUUUCAUAUUUGAAAAAAGACAGGACAUUAGUUUUUAUUCAUUUUUUUUAGGGGAUGGUAUUAAUUUUUUAACAAAAUAGGUAUGAUGUAAUUAAUUCUUUACUUUUUAUGUAUGUGAUAAACAAAGUCCUCUUGAAUUUUAAGAGGUUUGAAGAAUCGUUGGUACUGGUAGACUCUGCUUGUUCAUUCAUUUCAUUUUCAUGUCUUCCAGUGAUUCUUGCAGAAGAAAAACUUUGUCAGAAAAUGAUUUGGCAAAAUCUGUUCCAUGCUAGUUCAGAAGAAAGGGUGUGAUGCUGAAAUAAAAGUGUCACAAAUUUAUGUUUUUUAAUGAAGCAACAGCUUUUUUUUUCUCAUUUGGGAGACAUUAAGUCAGAAAUGAUUUUUCAUUCCAGGCACCUGGCUUGCUGGAAAAGGGACAGAGUCCUUUUUAAGUGACAUGACUAAGAUGAAAAAAAGGAAAAUUUCCAUCACAAUAAUUGAGCAAGUUUUGCUACAUUUUGAUAUGCUGGUAAUUAACUGGGCCUGUCAUCAGGCUCCUGCUGAAACACAACUAAGAUACUGAUAGGGGUAGGUCUUUGCCUUACAUGAUUGUCAUCAAUAUUUGUCAUCUCAUGCAGCCUCUGAAUGCCACAAUCAUCAUGUUGCCUUAGUUUUAACAUGUGCCCUGUCUUAUCAACAACAACAGUUUUCAAUCAGAGCUUUGUGUUCAAUAUAAACUGUGCCUAUAUGCUUGUAGUGAUAUAGAUAUAGAAUGUUCAAAAUUGGCUUCAACAUCUUUUCUGUUCUUUCACGGUGGACAGUCAUCAAGGAUAGAUGCAAGCUAGCUCUCCUGGUUUGUGUUUUCAAUGUUAUCUAUGCAAAUUAAGUGGAUUUACCUUCUACAGUUGACAGCCUUUUGUAUUGGGUGGUCUUCUGCAGCAUCUAUAGUCAACUUGAUAGCAGAACUGUAAACAUUCAAAAAUGUCUUGGAAUAUGUUAUUUGGAACAGGGUAAGGUUCAAUUGAGGCUUUGGAUUCUGAUAUUGAAACUUCUGUAUGAGGUUGAUAAAAUAAUUCACUCCUGCACUAAAUAAGUUGUAAACAGAAUGCUAAAGACAUAUCACUGUGUAAAUGAAAUAUUAUAGACAACAGGGACAAUCUAGAUAAAGCCAAACUGAAUAACACAAAAACUAAAACAAAUAAAACAUAGCAAAUAAUACAGAAAUAAAAUAUGAAAGUCAACACAACCUGUUGAGAAUGUUUCUUUUCAGCUUCAUUUUUCUUUAUUUAUUAGGCUGUUAUAAAACUGUCCGGUACAUUUUUAUCCUAGUGCAAGAAAAUAUUUAUGUCCGUGAUACAGUCACAGUCACCCAGUGACAUCCCUGAGACAUCUGAUGUCCAAGAAAAGUUGUGACAAAUCAUGCAGUUGGCUCAGAGGCUGGAGAGACAAGCUUGUGAGGAUGCUGCAGCUGGCUACUUGGUCAUAAGCAGGAUAAUAGUUUGACCUAUUAUUAGAAGAAAUUUUUUUUAUAGUUCAGACUUCAUUGUAGACAACUACCUAAUGCCAGGAUCAUGCCAAAAAUGUCUUAUCAAUGCAAUUUCAAUUUUUAAAAAAAAUAGUUAAUGUAUGUGCAUGAUUAUAGUGUAUUUACUGUCUUUGCUUUUGAACCAACUUUCUUAUAACAUCGGGCUCCAAGUGGUCAUUGUCUACACUUUUUCAUAGUUGUGAAUAUUUUUUUUUUAUUUAUUAACUAUUGAUAUAAUUAUUUAUUACAUUUAGGCUUUACAAAAUUUUUGUGAUCGCUGUGCAAAUCCUUGGGCGUGUCCUUUACCUUAUAAUAUUUGAGGCAUGUUGCUAGCAUUGUUCAUGCAUUAAUAUAUCAUUUCUAGUAUUUAUACUAGUAUUCUGGAGAGUUUUUAAUGAUUAGAGAACAAUUAUGCUAGUGUGUAGAAAUACCUGCUUUACAUGUGAUGAUGAAAAUCUAAGUUCUCAUCUCACUCAUCAUCAAUAGUUAUCAUCCUUCUGAUUGUAGAAGCUCACCGGUGCAUAAAUGUUUCAAGUAUUUCAGUGGCUGUCAUUAGAAUAUCAGUAUCAGGUAAAAACUGAAUGUGGACAAAAAUUCUGCUAAAAAUUCAUUUUACUAACAAAAAAAGAAAUUAAAAUCCUUUGAUAGACAAUUAUCCGGUGACAAACCACAGAAAAUGCCUAUAAAAUACUUCAAUUGAAUCUUUAUCAUAAAAAAACAAAAAAUGGUGCUGUCCGCUUGAUUCUGGCGGAUUGUAAAAGAGAUAAAAAAUAGUUGUAACAAACAGCUGCAGGUUGGAGAAGAAGAAUUGAAACACGUCAAGAAAAUGUCACAAGAUAAGUGUUGGUCUUACGUGUGAAACUGCUAGGGUUUCAAGAAUGUCACAUACUUUUCUGUACUGGCUGGCUUUAAGAAGAUGACAGGCGCUGUAAGAUGGUCAGCUUACUCUUCCUCUCUUGCAUUGUGUCCUGUCUUUAUACCAGUCGAGUCAUACAUUUCUUUGCCAAUCUUAUUCAAAAAGUAUAGAAAGUAUGUUGAUGUUUUAAACUAGAGAGAAAUACAGGUGUGUGAGUAAGAAAGAGGCUGGGUGAGAGAGAGUGAAAAUGAAUAUUGCAAGAGGAAGAAUAGUGUGUAUAUAUGUGUCUAUGCAAGUGUAUGUUUUUGAGUGUGUCUAUGAAGCCUGCAUCAAUGGACAAGAAAGCAUCUUUUAAAAGCCAAUCAGUAAGACUUUCAAAGUGCCUUGAAUUAAGUCAUCAGCACAUUCUUGACCUAAAUGCAGUUUUACAUGGAACUCUUACAGCUGUUUUUUUGCCAUGGAGUUUAGGAGGUAAGAUUAAAAUGUAAGAAAAGAACAUAUAAUUCAAAGGAAGAGGACUUUAAAAAGUUUUUUAUAAGUAAUAUUGUCGGGUAUUUCAAAUACUUUUAAUAAGUUGCUGUCAGCUAAACAAUCACAAAAGGGAAUAGUCACUGUGGCAAAGUUAUCUCCAAGUUUUAAGUCAUUUGCUUGAUGUGAAAGCAACAUCAAUUGAUUUGUUUACUCAUCUAUAAAUGUAACUUUAAAAAUUUUUAUAUUUUCCACCUGCAGACCUCUCUUGAGCGAUUUGAAAACAUCAUUGUGUUCGUUUUAAAAGUGUGAAAGUCACAAUGUUGUCCACACUCAGAAGUUGUAUAUACACAAAUCAUGAAAGCUGCAUUAUUGAGUUUUUAGUCCGUUUGUGGAUUUUUUACCUUUAUAAUGAGUAGUGCUUGGGUUUAUGGUAUACUGAAUUAGAGUGUGGUUUUUUUCACAAUGUCUUAAAUUGUCAGCAGAUGCAUAGCCAGCCAGUGCAAUAGUUUGCAACUGCAUUUCUUUUCAACAUGUGUUUUGAUGUUGAGUGCAAUAUCAAGUGCCCGAAUGCAAAAGCCCUUAAUUAAGUGCCAAGUGUUGGUGUUUGUGUACACUCUAAAUAGUCAUUGACUUAGGGCAUUAUACGAAGACACAAAAUUCUAGUCCCGCACCAGUUUUGUUUUUUUUUUGUUUUCAUGCCUCUUCUCGUGUACCUCUCAUGAUGCACCAGGUUGACUGCAGUAUACUCUUCCUGUCAAUCAUAUUCUUGAUCACCCUGCUGAUUCAACAGUCAGUAAAUCUUUUCAUCUGAAAUUUUUAUCAAUAUAUUGUGGUCAGAUAAUGUUCUUUUCAUAGCUUGUCUGUUAAUCAGAGAUUGGUUUUAUUUUGGUGCAAUGCAUACAGAUGUUGAAUGAACUUGUUGACGCAUUGGAUAAGAUGAUGAUGAACUUCAUGUCAGGAAGCAAGGGCUUUACUUUAAAACGUCUGUCUUUGUGAUCAAUUUCACAGUCAGUUUUUGGUGGAGCAAUAAACAUGUUCAGUCUUUAAAGAGAGAAGUUUUAGAAGACCAUAGUGAUGUUCAUAUCUUGUAUAUUAUAGUUGUGUAUCUUUUCCCUCUGACAACAGUAUUAGCAUACUUUAUCUAGAUUGCAAUCCUCAUGGUGUAGAAGUAGAAGUAAUCUUUGUGCUUAUUUUCUGAGACGAUGUUGAUCUUGUCAGAUUGUAUCUAAGAAUAGUGUAUGGUAUUUAAAACUUGCUUUUAAGUUAUGAAUUGAAGUAACUUGCAGAUUGUUUUUAAAAGACUUUGACUCCAGUUUUAUUGCCCAUCUUUCAUGGUUGAUCAAAUUUUCAUUAAGAAAAUGGAUUUUCUAAUAUUGUUUUCUGCAAAUAAUGAAUCUUAGGUUCUUGUGACUGACAUUAUUUAAAAAUCAUUCAUAUUUUACUGGUCGUAUUGCCCUCCAGAGUUCUAGAUUAUUGGCUUCUUAGUGUUAUUACAUUUUCGAUUGUUUUCCCAGCCUGUUUCGCUGCCUUUACUAGCAGUUUCUUCCUAAUAAUGUACUUUGUUGACAUCGGAGAAAAAUGUAACUAAUGCUAAGAUAAGAAUUUAUAUAAUGAAGCAGACACAGUUACCACUAAUGGUUGUUGUGGGUUUGCAAAACACAUUAUUGCUAAUUUUGUUGCCAUGGCACUGCUUAUGCAAGAGUAUUGAUUGAUUGUAACUAUUUAUGCUUGAUAAUUUUAAAACUUAAGCUGCAUAGCAUACUGUUGCAGAUUUAGUUUAGAGGCCAUAUUUUGCACAGUUCUGCUAUUCACAUAAAAAUCACAUCAUUAUGCAUAUAAAUAUCAAAUUAGCUUGAUUUUUUUCAUGGAUUCAUUCAUUGAUUGAUGAAAGAACUUUACUUUAUGAAGGAGGAGCCUUUCCCUUGUACACAUUUAUCUGCUAGCGAAGACAGUUUAGAAUUAAGGAGGGCAAUGCGUCUUCAGUUCACUCUUGUAAAAGGAUCAAAUAUGGAGUCUUAUGUUUGUUUGAAAAUGAAUUAAUACGAGGAUACUCAGGGUAUGAGAGUGUUGUAGAUACAGGAAGUAAAAGUUUUUUUUCUUCAUAUAUCUUAGACUAUACCCUUCCUAGCUUUGGUUUUGAUUUGGUGGUUGUUCAUGAAAAAUGUGGCGUUAACAUCAUCAUGUUUCAUUUACAACGUCUUCUGAGGUAUUGGAAAGUUUAGUUGUAUUAAGUAUCAGGAGUAAAGUACUUGCCUGGUGAGUUUAGUGAGCAUGGAGUGAUAUAAUUUUAAGACAACCAUUAAUUUUUUUUGUUUUUUUUUUUUUUGUAAGGAGAACCAUAGCAAGACUGACGGGUAAAUUGAAAUUUCAUGAAAUACAGUUGUGACUCUUUUCUUCUUUUUGUAAUCAUUUUUGGAACACGUGAUUGUCAAAUAUAAUUCCUAAUUAGAUAAACAUUAAACAUUUAUAGAUCCCUGUGUCAUUUGUCAGUAGCAAUUCCAGGAUAAUGUGUAUUGUGACUCUAGUAAGUCAUAUCUUUUAUCUGUACUUUGAUAGAGAUUAUAAACAAGUACAGCAUGUAGACCCCAUGCCGUAAAGUGUGACACCAUGUAACUGAAGUCGUACACAGUAAAUAGUUCAUUAUUUUAUUUGGAUGCACACUUACAUUUUAUGUUAUAAGGAUUGUUUUUAGCUAAAUGUUCUGUUUCAGAUUUUACCCAUUACUAAAGAGAAUGUAUUGUUCAUGAAUUUGUUGUAAAUAACAUUUGGAUUUAGUGUACAAGAGUGAAGCAGUAUUUUUAAUUUAUGACAUCAUUGGACCUACGGUGGGGAACCUGUACAGAUGGCAUUUGCUUUGGGGGGAGGGGUACAGUGUGGUUGAAGGGAGAUGAAGCAGUAAGUGUAAUGUAAAGACAGCAAAUCCUGCAAAGAAAGAGCACAUAAUUCCCAUUUUAGUACUAAUGCAUUUCUUAUCUCCCUUGGUACAUUUCUGAUGUAUUUCAUUAACCUUUUUUUUUGUAAGAUUUAUAUUAAUUGUGGUGACUUGACAUUAUUGGUACAUAGCAGGCAACACAGCUACCAUGUUGAAGUACAAUGAGUUUGAUGGUGAAGUAUCUUCUGGGCUUGCCUGCCUUGCUGUAGACAGCCAUUUGUAUGGUUGAAUUAAAUGAUUUACACAGAG